This is a messenger RNA of Penaeus chinensis, 608 nucleotides long. RefSeq lists its product as uncharacterized. Lineage: Eukaryota; Metazoa; Arthropoda; Malacostraca; Decapoda; Penaeidae. The coding region runs from base 120 to 452 and encodes 110 amino acids. The transcript has 2 exons. The record is from RefSeq and is a predicted model, not a curated record.
UUCUUCAAGUAAAACGUUUCCUCGCGAUAUAAAUACUGGCUCUCGGCCACUGUCAGGCAUUCAUGUUUUAACCUCACCGGAUACUACUUGUCGUCGACUCAAGUUGGCCCAUAGCAGAAAUGGCACACACACUUGGAGAAACUGAUUCCAGUCCUGUCAUAGACUACAUACCGAAACCCCCUGUCGUAACUGUGCCGUACAAGUACACUGAAAGGGGAGUGGACCCCCGAAGGUUAUGUCCGCCCUCUGCCAGCAUCCAAUACGCCCAAGUGCUCUACGACGCUCCCAAGUACCACAUGGACACCAGGUAUGAGCGCCCCAUCCCAGCAGCGCCACCGACAGCGCCCAUUUUGUAUCCUCCGUCUCCAUACCAAUACCAAGUGCGCGGGGUAGACCCCAAGAUCACCAAGCCUCCUUCGGCCCCCAUAUUAUACAAGAAGAUUCUGUAUUAGCAAGCGAGAAGAGGGACCUCGCCUUAGCUAAGCCCCGAUACGCAGUCACUGCCGUAUAUGCAUGUAUAGAGAGAGAUGUAUACGAAGCCCAUUGCUACAUGCUGUUGUACCUGUAUUUGUCUAGUCCAUAUGCUACAAUAACAAUAUUUUUUUCAA